This is a messenger RNA of Adineta ricciae, 1353 nucleotides long. The record is from the annotation of a GenBank genome assembly. Lineage: Eukaryota; Metazoa; Rotifera; Eurotatoria; Adinetida; Adinetidae.
AUGGUUCUUUUAUUUGUACUUAUGCUCAUUACACAGUCGACAGCAGCAACUAUCAAUUCAGUAUAUUUCUCUGUGAUAAACAAUGAACAAUAUCAAUGCAAUGAUCCAACUUGUUCACUAUCGACCACAGUUUCAGUAUCUGAUUUGCGACAUUGUGAAGUUGCCUGCUUAGUUGAUAUCACUUGCCGGACAUUGACAUUUGACGAAUCAAGUCAUGCUUGUCAAUUAUUCCUUGAUAGUCCCAAUGAACGUGGAACUUUGCUGGCACAAACAGAUGUUAUCACCCUUCUUGUAUUGAGUAAUAGACCAGCACCUAUCGUUUGUACUAGCAUGUUUAAUAAUCAAAGCGUUUAUGCAACUGGAGCUUCCCCGUUGUCAGUAACAGUUGGUGAUCUUAAUGGUGAUAUGAAAUCGGAUCUUGUUAUUACAAAUUUCGGAACUAGUAGCAUCAGUGUUUUGAUAAAUGCUGGUAACGGUAGUUUUCUUCCAAAUGUAAACUACACGGCUGGCUCUAGUACAGCAGCGGCAGCCAUUGCUGACCUAAACAAAGAUAAUAAAUCUGAUAUAAUUGUAGUGAACAUGCAAGCAGCAACAAUAAGUGUUCUUUUCAAUGCAGCUAAUGGAUUCUUUCCGAAUCAAACCGUAUACUCAACUGGUUCUACGCCAUCGUCAAUAGCAGUUGCCGAUGUGGAUAAGAAUAAUCUGUAUGAUGUAGUUGUGUCAAAUUUCGAUGACAAUACUGUCGGCGUCUUUAUGAAUAUGGGAAACGGUAUACUGCACGAUCAAGUUUUAUACUCAACAGGUUCUGGCCCAAUAUCGAUAGUCGUUGUUGACAUAAAUGGCGAUUCCUAUUCAGACAUCUUAGUUGCAAAUUACAAUUCGGAUACCAUCAGCCUCCUUCUCAAUGCAGGUAAUGGAACAUUCCUUAAUCAAACGACUUUCGCAACUGGAUCCACACCACAAGCAAUAGCAGUUGCUGAUUUUAAUUUAGACGACCAGCUGGAUAUCGUAGUUGCGAAUUAUGGAUCAGACAAUAUCGGAGUUCUCAUAAACACAGGCGGCGGAAGUUUUUCGGCUCAAACUACUUAUCCAUGCGGUAACGAUCCAGUGGCAGUAGCCGUUGGAGAUAUGAACAACGAUAAUCUAAUGGAUAUUAUUGUCACCAAUAGUGCUUCAAACAAUGUUGUUAUCUACAUCAAUGCAGGCAAUGCUGUUUUUCCAAAUAAAACAACAUAUUCAACUCGUACUAGCCCAGCUUGGGUAUCAGUCGCCGAUCUGAACAAUGAUGAGAAAUUAGAUCUUAUUGUUCUUAAUUCUGGCUUUAACGAUGUUGCUGUCCAAUUACAUUGUUAA